Durotheca rogersii is the source of this 2490-nucleotide messenger RNA. RefSeq lists its product as uncharacterized. The coding region runs from base 1 to 2490 and encodes 829 amino acids. Gene Ontology annotation, molecular function: ubiquitin protein ligase binding; protein-macromolecule adaptor activity. NCBI's taxonomy places the organism in Eukaryota, Fungi, Ascomycota, Sordariomycetes, Xylariales, Xylariaceae. The transcript has 2 exons. Gene Ontology annotation, biological process: ubiquitin-dependent endocytosis. The record is from RefSeq and is a predicted model, not a curated record. Gene Ontology annotation, cellular component: cytosol; cytoplasm; plasma membrane.
AUGGGUUCCGACACCGACAAAGCGCACCACCUGUCGCUCGAUGACUCGCCGUCUCGGCCCUCCUUCUUCUCGCGACUGACCUCGCCCCUGCGCUCCCGAACGCGUAACCUUGCCGAUUUCCACAUCCGCCUCCACGAACCCCAUCGUCAAUACUCUGCCGGCGAACAUGUCAGGGGCCACGUUAUCCUCUCCGUCGUCAAGCCCAUCCGUAUCACCCACCUGACCGUCUCCCUGCACGGAUACGUCCGCGUCUACAAGCAUGCUGGUGCCGCCGCCCAGCUCAGUCCUGUCAAUCCCGCCAUCAUCUCCCACGAGAGGAGCAGGAAUGUCAGAUACUACGGCAACGGGCUCGCCUCCCUCUUCCAGGACGAGCAGGUUCUAUGCGGCGAGGGGAGGCUCAAGCCUACGCGGUUCGAAUUCGAGUUUGAUCUCAUCUUCCCCCCCAAGGCGCUCCCGAGCAGUAUUGACUUCGAGAGGGGAACCAUAUCUUACAUGGUCACGGCGACGCUGACCCGACCGACAUCUAUCGCCGCCACUUCUAGCUGCGAAACGAAGGUAUCUCUCGUCGAGAAGGUGGACAUAGGCCUGCUCGUGCCUCCGCGGGAACGAAAGGUAUGCAUGCAGACCUGGCGGAGACGGCCAAAGAAGAGGAAGAAAGUUGCGUCGACGGCUGCGAUCCCGACCCAUCGCGGCUCCGUGUCCGCGGAAACGCAGGAGUCGGCGUCGGAAUUGGAUUCUACUAGGGUGAACGAGAUUUUGAAUAGGAGCUCCGUGAGUCUCGGCGAGGCGACAACCGUCGGGGCAGCUGCCCCGCGAAGCCCCCUGCGAACCGAUGUAAUACCAGCCGACUUGCAGAGUGAAGUUAGCGGCGACAGUGCCGUCAGCAAUAACAGUGGCUCCAACAGCGCGAGGGGAGCCGAUGCAAGUGCCGAAUCGGUCGCCGUGAGCAAGGCGUCGGGAAACAUCGAGAGGGAGAUAACUGCCACGGUCGAAUUGCUCAAAGGGGGCUGCCUCCCUGGAGACAUACUACCCGUGAGAAUCCAGAUCGAGCACAACCGCCGCAUGAAGAGUAUGCAUGGCAUAAUCGUUACGCUUUACCGCCAGGGCCGCGUCGACUAUUCGCCACCGAUAUCUUUGUUCACCGCCGAGCUAUCCAAAGGGGACGCCGAGCGGUUAGAACGCGAAGAUUAUUACCCGAGGUCCAGGACAGGCCUCGGAGGACUGUCUUUAUCCUCUGCUGGCUCCUGUAGCGUGUUUCGGAAGGACCUGUCCCAAGCGGUAGCCCCCCUCAUCAUCGAUCCCGCUACGCUCACGGCAAACAUCACAACGUCCGUCAGAGUUCCCGAGGAUGUGUUUCCGAGUAUAAAAAACGUCCCGGGAGGCUUGAUCAGCUUCAAAUACCACGUCGAAGUCGUUCUCGAUUUAGGUGGGAAGCUUGCCGGCCAAACGGCCGGCAGCUCGCAACAAGCAAGCAGGAUGAGCCCGUUGGGCAUAUCCGGCGGAAACCCUGCCUCGCCAGCCGAGGCGUACGAUCUGAAGCGACUUGCGAAUUGGAACGGUACGAUAGUAGACACAGAUCAUCUCAGGCGUGAAAAGGGAGUAAUAUCCGUAUCGUUCGAAGUUGUGGUCGGGACCAUGGACUCGAAUCGCUCGCGAGGCAAGUCGGUGGCACGCCCGUCGCUGACGGUACAACCGCCUGCUGCGCAGGAUGUUCGUGUUGGGGGUGACGGCCCGAACUAUAAUUGGCAAGGUGAAAAUAACGAAGAGAACGGCUAUGACAGAGACUUUGACUCCGCUCAGCUUGGGUCGCCUCGGGGCCAUUUGCCCGUAGCCACGUCCCCUCAGACAUCGUAUUACGAUUUUCAAAACUACGAAACCCACGCCCCGGUCUAUGUGCCGGCGCCCGAAGUGCCCAGCGAGAAUGAGCUAUCCGAGAAGGAGCGUGUGCACCAGGCAGAGCAAAGGUUAUUGCCAAGUCAGCCGCCGCAACAGCCUUCCGAAACGGAAGCCGGUCCCUCGCAGCCAUCCGCGCCCGCCGAGAGCUCCGCCUAUUUCGGCGGUAUCGCCGCCCCUGCAGCGGUCGACCCCGAGGGCGAAGGGCCAUCGGCGCCUACGUUAGCCGAUCUAACACAAGGGGGCGCUCCUCCCCCUCUUCCUCCACCGGCUCCAUCUAGCACAUCCCGUACCGCCGCCGACGACAAACAGGAACUCGAGCGCCAGAGGCUUCUGCAAGAAGCUAGCGCGCCGCCGGAAGUGCCCGACGAUUGCGACGGCGGCGAGCCGUCGACUUCGGCCUCGGCGCCGCCUGCCGACCAACCUUUGAACCCCGGGGAGCCGACGGCCCCGGCGCUAGGCGCCGACGACGACGACCACUACUACUACGGCCGCGGCCACGGCCACGGCACCCCGCACGCGUAUCACGACGACCUCGCCGGCCCGUCGACGCGGGUCCCCCGGACUUCGGAGCCGUUGCCAAGGUAUGAGAGGUGA